Ceratitis capitata (Mediterranean fruit fly) is the source of this 1664-nucleotide messenger RNA. RefSeq names its product methylthioribose-1-phosphate isomerase. The record is from RefSeq and is a predicted model, not a curated record. Gene Ontology annotation, molecular function: S-methyl-5-thioribose-1-phosphate isomerase activity. The transcript has 7 exons. Bases 245 to 1315 code for a protein of 356 amino acids. NCBI's taxonomy places the organism in Eukaryota, Metazoa, Arthropoda, Insecta, Diptera, Tephritidae.
AAAACAGUGAUAAGAAAAUUGUGAGAAUUUUUAUUAAGCCGGACAUAACUGAUGGAAAUCUAACAAAUUCAAAACGUGUUCUUAUUACAUUCUUGCCUGACAUCGUUUGGAAUACUAGUGCCCAAGUAGAGUGUAUUAAUAUUGUUUUUAUUUAAAUAACUAAAACAAAAGUUAAAACUUAAAUUAGUUGAAUUACGUCAACAACUUGUUAAAAAAAAAUAUAUAUAAAAAUAAAUAAAAUAAAAUGAGUUUACAAUCUAUUAAAUACGUUCCGGGCAAAUUGGAUAUUUUGGAUCAGCUGUUGCUGCCAGUGCAGUCCAAGUAUGUAGCUGUGAAAGGUGUCGAGGAUGGAUGGAAAGCAAUUAAUAAAAUGCAGGUCCGCGGCGCACCAGCAAUUGCCAUUGUGGGUUGCCUAUCAUUGGCGGUGGAAUUAUUGCCCGAAGAUUUUGAUUCAAAAAAAUCUUUACGCCAAGAAAUUGAAGGCAAAUUAAAUUAUCUUGUAUCGGCGCGUCCAACAGCUGUGAAUAUGAAGAUUGCCGCCGAUGAAUUAAUUGCCUUAGCCAAUGAGCUGACCAAAGAUGAGGCUGUGAAUGUGCUGGAAAUGAAGCAAAGAUUUUUGCAUGCCACAGAAGCGAUGCUACAAAAAGACAUUGCCGAUAAUAAAGCUAUUGGUAAAAAUGGUGCUGAAGCCAUAUUGAAUACAUGCGCCAAAGAUACCGCAAUACGUGUGUUGACACAUUGUAAUACCGGCUCCCUGGCGACUGCUGGUUAUGGCACUGCCUUAGGUGUAGUGCGGAAAUUGCAUGAACUUAAAAAAUUGGAGCACGUCUACUGCACGGAGACACGUCCAUAUAAUCAAGGCGCGCGCCUAACCGCCUACGAGCUGGUGCAUGAUAAACUUCCGGCCACACUAGUGUUGGACAGUAUGGUUGCGGCGUUGAUGCGUGCCAAAAAUAUUGCUGCCGUCGUCGUUGGCGCUGAUCGGGUGGCGGCCAACGGUGAUACGGCCAACAAAAUUGGUACUUAUCAAAUAGCCGUUGUGGCCAAACAUCACGGUGUGCCUUUCUUCGUUGCAGCGCCGUUGACAUCGAUUGAUUUGCAAAUACCCAGUGGCGAUCAUAUAAUCAUUGAGGAGCGGCCCGAUCGCGAGAUGACACAUGUGGGUGAACAUAGAAUAGCGGCGCCAGGCAUCAACUGUUGGAAUCCCGCUUUCGAUGUCACGCCAGCUGCGCUCAUUUCGGGCAUCAUAACAGAGCGUGGUGUUUUCAGUCCACAAAAGCUGAAGGCUGAGAUUAGCGCAUUGGUAGAGCAGUGAAUUUAUAACGGGGGAAAAGGAGCUAAAAUUAAACUUAAUAUGAUAACAAUCUACGAUACUUACAUAUAAAUACGAAAUGUGGCCUUUGUUGUGUGAAGGUGUCCGCUUGCUGUUAAGCUUCCAAUUUUGUGCGUGCAUAAAAAUAUUCUUUUUUAAUGCUCUGAUUUGAUUUUAUAACAAAUACAUACAUACAAAUAUAUAUAUAUUUUUUUUUGUAAAUGCUAUGGCUUUUGUCAAAUGAAUUUCUUAGCUUUAAGUUGUGAUAUUUGUGGUGGUGUAGCACAAGGUCCGGCUAAUUGAUACUCCACAAAAAAGAAAAAAAAAUAAUUAAAUAAAAUAAAACAAAACU